ACCAACCCUGAACCCCCUGGCAAUCUGGCAUCCCCGCUCUCUCUCUCUCGCUGCUGCCUCUGCCUGCAUCCCCUCUCUCUCUCUCUUGAUCCUGCCUGCGCCCCUUUCCCUUCUCUCUCUAAAAAAGGUGUUUUUAACUAGGGUUCUGACCCCUUUCUAGAAGCUCCUGGGGUUCUGUGGCAGAGCUAACCCGUGUGGAGGUCGGGGGUCGCCCAGCCGGCGCCCGCUCCGGCGGAUCUGAGGAGCCGCCGCCGUUGGUCUGUCUCCGGUGAGUGGUUCUCCCUCUCCCUUGCCGCGGUGUUUCGGAUGUGGGAUCGAGCUUAUGGCCCACAGAUUCGAGGAGCUGCUUAGGAAUUUCAUUUCCUUUUUGCCUUUCGGUGUUUCCUAUGUGCCUGGCUUGGAUUUUGGGUGUGACUUGGUUUGGUGCGGAUUAAAGAGCCUUGGAAAUGUCCGUUAUACACUAUUUUUAAUCGCUUGGGCUAUGUUUUGUUCUGGAUAUUCAUCAAGUCACCCAAAUGGCAGCUUCUCCUUUUUUUGUCUGGGAAAGAUCUUUUUUUUUUCUUGGGCAACUGUGAAGUAGUUUCUGUUUAAUACGCAUGAACACUGUAUUUGUUUGAGGUCAGUACAUAAGUGAGGUAAGAAAACUGUUUUUGUGGUUUUUUUCUUGAUCUGAAUGAUCAUCAUAUUGCUACUUGCUUUUGCUUCUAGUUUCAGCCUUCAAAGCGAGAUCAUUUUGCAACCUAAUUUUCUUUUUUUAAAAAAAGUUGUUUUUUCUUGCUUAUAUGAUUCGUCAAAAUCUACAUUUUUUUAAUAUCCGAGCCUUGUAUCUUAGGUACAAAGAUGUGAGGUUACUUACUUAAAAAUGUCCGUACUUAAGUCUUUUUGCUAUGAUCCGUAUGAGCACGGUUCCCGAAAAAAAAUGUUUCCUUUUCUUCGAAACUGAGUUUUUAUUUCUUGGUUUGCACCCAUAAGACUUCCUUUUCUGGUCUGGAGCUUUCUAUGCAACUCUUUGGUUAUUUUGCUGGUGAUAAAGUAACCCUCUGCCUUUUCAGAAUAGUUUAACUUAAAUAAAUUAUCAGUGAGCCGUGUUUUUUUUAAUUUCAUUGAUCCAAUCAUUCCUGUGUCAUAUGUUUCGUCCCCAGCAUAGUGUUGCGCAUGCUGUCUUUGGUUGCUUGGAAAAGUGGAGAUAUUAUAGAAUAUGGUUUUCUAAUGAAACAAUGUCCGGGUUGACUAUAAAUUGUGUUUUGUGAUGGUUGCCUUUCACUUUCUUUUGCAUAUUAUCUCUUCUAGGAAUCGCAGUACCUAGUGACAUCGGGAAAUAUAUACUUGUGUUCUUGCAAGCAGUGAGGGGGGAGCUCGAAUUAUAAUAUAUGCUGAGAACACAAGAUUCCAAGACUAGUUGCCUGUACUUUUGUAGUGAGACUUGCAGUUUUUAUGCCUUGGACGGCAAAUUGGGGUGGAGUCUCUGGAUUUAUGAGUUCAUUGAUACCUAGAAUUGUCCCAAUGCAGAUGGCGGCUAUAUGUACUAAUCAGGAAGUAAAUCUAUGUUAUCCAUAAUUUUAUAUUGCUGGCUGCUGAUGUAAGAUGUUGAUGGUGGAAAAUGUUUUGAACCUUUCUCGUGGAUUAAGUUGAAAAAAAUAUUUUUAACUGCUGUGUGGGUGGGUAGUGGGUACCAUGGUCAUAGUUGCUGCCAGUAGAAAAUUUCUGUCAUCACGUCAGUGUCAUACUAUCAAAUACAGUUACACCAAAUCAUGUAUGUGUAGUUCAUAGAAUAGAAGUGCUUACAAUAAUAUUCCUGUUCCUGUCGGAAAAAAAAGAGUCAGAAUAAUUAUUGAUUUAUUCUUUUUAAUAGGUUCUUACUAACGUUGCAACAGGUUCCUUGAAAACUUGGUUGGUCGGGAAACACUCUGAAUACUAGUUUGUUCGCAACAUAACUUGUCCUGAAGCUGGCUUGAAGUUUGCUGAUAGGAAUGAUGGGCGCUCUCUGCGAUUUCUGCGGGGAGCAGAGGUCCAUGGUUUACUGCCGAUCAGAUGCAGCAUCCUUGUGUUUAUCAUGCGACCGUAAUGUGCAUUCAGCUAAUGCUCUUUCUCGGCGCCAUACAAGGACCCUUUUAUGUGAUCGGUGUGCUUCACAGCCUGCUACAAUCCGCUGUCUAGUUGAGAAUACCUCGCUUUGCCAAAAUUGUGACUGGAAUGGCCACACUACAGGAUCCUCAGCUGCUGGACACAGAAGGCAGACUAUAAAUUGCUACUCAGGGUGUCCAUCAUCUGCAGAACUUUCUAGAAUAUGGUCCUUCGUUUCAGAUAUUCCUAAUGUAGCACCUGAGCCGAACUGUGAGCAAGGAAUAAGCAUGAUGAGCAUCAGCGAAAGUGGUGUCAGUAAUCAAGACAAUGCUGCAGGGGACAAUAAUUUGUUUGAUAUAGCUAGUGCAACACUUACGAGUGAUCUUGAUACUUGUGACAAGCCUUUGGUAGGCUCCUCUUCAGGAGCUGGAGUGAACCUGCUUCCACUUGCUCCUGAUCAGACAGCUGGAACCGUGGAUUCAACAACAACUAAGGAUUGCCUCGUACAGGUGCCCUACACUCCAGAUAAAGAUAUGUUUAGCAAGGACAGCAUAUAUGAAGAUUUUUGUGUGGAUGAUGUUGACCUUGCUUUCGAAAAUUAUGAAGAAUUAUUUGGUACCUCACAUAUUCAAACGGAGCAACUCUUUGAUGAUGCUGGAAUCGACAGUUACUUUGAAGUGAAGGAAGUGCCUGCUGGGGAUUCUACUGAGCCCAAGCUGAUGCAGCCUGCGAAUAGUAAUGCGGUAUCUGCUGACUCUGGGAUGUCGAACCCAGGAGUGAAAGGUGAUUCUAGCGUUUGCAUCCCUCCAAGACAGGCUAGGUCCAGUCUGUCUCUUUCGUUUUCUGGUUUGACUGGUGAGAGCAGUGCUGGAGAUCACCAAGAUUGUGUGGUAUCAUCACUGCUCCUUAUGGGUGAGCCUCCUUGGCAGCCUCCUGGCCCUGAAGGCUCAAUUGCUGGAGGUAGCAGAGACAGUGCUAUUACACGAUACAAGGAGAAGAAGAAGAGAAGAAAGUUUGACAAGAAGAUCAGGUAUGCUUCUCGCAAGGCUAGGGCUGAUGUGAGAAAGAGGGUGAAGGGGCGGUUUGUUAAGGCCGGUGAAGCAUAUGACUAUGAUCCUCUCAGCCAAACAAGGAGUUACUGAAGCAUGUGACCUCUCUCUGGUGUUAGGUUAGCAAAACUUAAACCAAGGCUCAAUGCAGCUGGCACAAAAGCACCGACACUCAAGUGAUUGGGCAAGAUAGUGAGCUUGAAAAAAAAGAAAGAAAAAUAUUUGGAUGUUUCAGAAGCUUUUUGGAUGCAGUUCCUCCUUUUUCCUCCUGUACAGUGGAUGGAAUUUGCAUCUUCCGUUGCCUUUUGGGGGAGCGAUUUGAGUCACUCUUCACCUUUUGUGCCUGAAUAUGAGUAAACAGACUCUUGUUGCAUUUUGAUCUCCAUUUGCUGACUGUGGUGUUGGUCCAUAUGGACCCUCGCUGCAGGCGUUCUUACAGAUUAGACUGAUAGCUGUAGAUCUUACCUGUGAAAUUUCAUGCUGUAUUUUGCUUAUUAUUAUGUGUAAACUUCGCUGGGAUCUGGAGCGUUUCUGGUAUUGUGAAUGUGUAAAUACCAGGUGGGAGACAUACUGGUGGUCAGUUUGAUAUUUUUUAGGCUGGUGAUGGAACCAAGAAUGCAUGUGACUAGACACGGGACACCAACUUUCUGUAUUCACUCUGCCCAAACCAACCUCCAGACUGACUCGAUGUUAUUAUUUGUACUGAGCGAGUUUGUGCUCAAACCUCAAAUACGUCCUUAUGUAACAAACCACAAUAUUUUGGAGGUUAAUCUUGUCCUUUAUGUUUUUA
Molecule: messenger RNA, 3903 nt
Organism: Panicum virgatum (switchgrass)
Lineage: Eukaryota; Viridiplantae; Streptophyta; Magnoliopsida; Poales; Poaceae
Product: zinc finger protein CONSTANS-LIKE 9-like
Exons: 4
Coding region: 1971-3206 (411 amino acids)
Molecular function (GO): protein binding; zinc ion binding
Source: RefSeq, a predicted model, not a curated record